GCUCUGCACAACUCGAACUCGACUCAACCACAAACGACAUACAAUAUAGCAGGCAGCAUGGUCCUCCUUACGAUGACCACCGAGGCUGUCUCAGCCCUCGAAGCACUACAAAAAAUAGUACCAGACGAGCUCCAAAAGCUCCGACUACCCUCCGAGCCCUCUCUCAAUACACCAGCACCAGGCAACCCAAUAUCCCACAGCCAACUCGUCGACCUCUCCAAGCUCCUCAAAACCCACAACCCCUCAAACACGCCCACAAGCCACCUCAACAGCCUCCUCCGCGGCUCAAAAGUCUACAUCCCACCCCCACCACCAAAGAAAGAACCCACCUCCGAAUACAAAGCCCUCAUGGCCCGCCUCCGCGCCGCCGAAGAAUACCGCCUCUACGCCCAAAUGACCAACCCCGUCCUCCCUGCCACCGCCGCCCCCCUCUCCCACUUCUCCACCCCCGCCGACCUCGCCGCCGCCGCGGCCGACGAUGUGGACGAGGUCACGUAUGCGGACGUGCACCGGCAGAUGAUCCUGAUCAUCAACGUGCUGGUGUCGAUUAUCGCGACGAGCGUGUUCAUCUGGGUGGCGGCGCGGCAUUGGAGCGCGCCGAAGCGGCUGGGGCUGAGCAUGGGCGGGAGCGGGCUGGUGGCGGUGGCGGAGGUGGUGAUUUAUGCGGGGUAUGUGGGGAGGAUUACGGAGGCGAAGAAGGUGGAGCGGGGGAGGAGGGAGGUCAAGGAGGUGGUGGAGACGUGGGUGAUUGAGAAGGGGAGGGGGGGAAAGAGGGAGGGUUUGGUGGAUGUUACGUCUGGGAAGAGUGGUGCUAGAGUGGAAGAUGGGGUUAGGCAGAGGAGAAUAUAACAAGAUGUUCCUGGUGUCCUAAAGUUUGCAAUGUGGGAUAGAGGUGUGCUUGUGUGAUUGUAUGAUGGGAUGGCGCAGUCAAAAAGAAGAGUAGGCUGAGAAGACAGGCAAAGAACAAAUUAUCAUGGAGUUUGACGUACGACUGGGAACUACGACACGAUUGUUGACUUGGGCCUCGAUCACGUGCCUUCGAGGAACGGAGCAGAUUCGAGGGUCAUGGUAAGCAGUGUGCAAACAGCUUUGAAUUUGCUGAGAGUGUUGCAGUGU
Mytilinidion resinicola is the source of this 1116-nucleotide messenger RNA. RefSeq lists its product as uncharacterized. The record is from RefSeq and is a predicted model, not a curated record. Lineage: Eukaryota; Fungi; Ascomycota; Dothideomycetes; Mytilinidiales; Mytilinidiaceae. Gene Ontology annotation, cellular component: endomembrane system. Gene Ontology annotation, biological process: vacuolar proton-transporting V-type ATPase complex assembly. The transcript is spliced from 2 exons. Bases 58 to 849 code for a protein of 263 amino acids.